Molecule: messenger RNA, 192 nt
Organism: Haemonchus placei
Lineage: Eukaryota; Metazoa; Nematoda; Chromadorea; Rhabditida; Trichostrongylidae
Source: the annotation of a GenBank genome assembly
AUGAAACGAUAUAAUGAGAGCCGAUUGUCAGGAGAACUGUGCCUUACGGGCACAGACGGAAGAGGCUCGGGAGUUUUUGACGGUGAAGUGGUGGCGAACAACGGUCGACGAGACGGCCGGCAUGGACCGGGAUUCGACGGCGAAUCCAACGCACCCUCAGACAGCUGGCGGAGUGCCAGACGAGACUUUGGA